UUUGUUUAUUUAUGAACGGAAAAUAAAAAAUGUCAUUUAUGUAAAUUAUUGUAUUGAACUAAUUGUUAAAAAUACUAUUUCAUAUUUAUAAUAGUGAAACUGGUUCAACAAUAAAUAUAAGAUUAUUGAUAUUACAAAUACCAACAACUCCAAAAGGAUUUACAAUUAUCAACGCCUGUGAAGUCAUUUUCAAUAUACCGAUUUAUUUAUCCUAGUAAAAAAACAACUAAUUCAAGAAUUAACACAAUGUUGGACGAUUCUGAGUAUGUUAUCAAUACCAAAGACAUUGAAGGUGAAAUGACGAUAAAAAAUAUGAGAAAUGAACCUCAUAACAAUGAUUUUUCUAUUAACACAUUAGAUGAACCUGUCAAAGAUACAAUACUUAGAGAUUUGAAAAUCGUAGGUAAAAAAUUCCAUCACGUAAUAAAUCCCAAAGAAAAAAAGAGUCUCUUGAAAGAAUGGGACUUGUGGGGACCAUUACUAUUAUGUACAUUUUUGGCUAUGAUUUUACAAGGGCAUUCUGAUAAAGAGGUAUCCAAUGAUGGAGGUCCUGAAUUUGCCGAAGUAUUUGUAAUAGUGUGGAAUGGCUCAAUAGUAGUGACAUUGAAUUCUAAACUAUUAGGAGGAAAUAUAUCAUUCUUCCAGAAUAUAUGUGUUUUGGGGUAUUGUCUACUUCCUAUAUCUAUUGCUCUCAUAUUUUGUAAAAUUAUAUUAUUAUUUGAGCAAACAAUUUACCUGUUUAUACUUCGCGUUCUCUGUGGUGUAAUUGGAUUCCUUUGGGCUAUAUAUGCUUCUACAACAUUUUUAAGCGAAAGUCAUCCAGUAAAACGGAAGGCACUUGCAGUAUAUCCAAUGUUUUUAUUUUAUUUAAUUAUGUCAUGGUUAGUUAUAUCGCAUACUGGUUAAGAUACUUCAUCUUUAAGAAGAUAUUAAAAUUAUGAUAAAGUUUGUGAUAUAAAUUGUAAUUAAAUUAUA
Chelonus insularis is the source of this 975-nucleotide messenger RNA. RefSeq names its product protein YIPF6. Bases 247 to 906 code for a protein of 219 amino acids. Gene Ontology annotation, biological process: endoplasmic reticulum to Golgi vesicle-mediated transport. Gene Ontology annotation, cellular component: membrane; trans-Golgi network. The transcript has 8 exons. The record is from RefSeq and is a predicted model, not a curated record. Lineage: Eukaryota; Metazoa; Arthropoda; Insecta; Hymenoptera; Braconidae.